Molecule: messenger RNA, 3780 nt
Organism: Trypanosoma theileri
Lineage: Eukaryota; Euglenozoa; Kinetoplastea; Trypanosomatida; Trypanosomatidae
Product: protein kinase
Exons: 1
Coding region: 1-3780 (1259 amino acids)
Biological process (GO): protein phosphorylation
Cellular component (GO): cytoplasm
Molecular function (GO): protein serine/threonine kinase activity; ATP binding
Source: RefSeq, a predicted model, not a curated record
AUGAAAUCCAGAGCUGUCCAAUUAUUUCUAGAAGAGUCCCUUUUUGAUGAAACCCGUCAUGUCCCCUCUCCUCUAGAGGGAAGUAUUCGCUGCGGUAAUAAUAAUAAUAAUAAUAAUAAUAAUAAUAACAACGGCAGUGUAGAGUUGGAUCACAUCGUAUUGCCCCAAACCAACCGGUUUGCAAGUGUCCAACUGGGGGAUAAGUCGGAUAGACGCACCAAAGUCAUGGACUUCUUCCUACUCCAACCUCAUCAACAAGAAAUGGAACUCGCCAAUGCACUUCUCCGACAAUUUGUCUUCCGCGCUUAUAAAAAACGCGCCCCGGAUAUUAUUCCCGCCUUCAAUACAGCCUUUCCCCGCACCGCCCACUCCGUUACAAGUAAAUCCCUCGUACGGGCCUUAUUAGAUGAGAUGGGCAUCACAGAAGGAUGUGGAGUCUUAACAGAAGGCAUUCCCCUUGAUGAUACCGAGACGGAACACUCCACCAUCUCUCAAAGUGCCAUUAUGCGGCAAACAAGUCAAAUGGGAAGUACAAUGGAAUGUGAAUCGGAAGAUACCGUGUUGGAGCAACUUGUACGGCAUGUACUCCGUCAAUUCCACGCACGACAUCCGGGUCGAUAUCAAUCCACUAAUGGAGAUUCCUCCGUGGAUUGGAAUGCCCAUACAAAUACAAAUGCAGGUGGAAGUGGAAGUGGAAAUGCAAGUCGAACCAGUCGUUUACGUUCUCACUAUGAAGGGAAAAUAUUUAAUGAUAGCGGCGUUGGCUUUACAGAACCAGCAUCACUGACAAAUGCCAAUCGUGAACAUACAUCCAGUGCACUGCGUUCCUUCUUUACGGAACAUCCCACGGAAGAUGAUCAAGUCUUCGCCGUAGCCGCCGCCCUCCUUCGACAACAUGUCGCCCAUCCAUACGUAAUACCACUAUCCACAUCGUUUGGAAAUGAUAUGAUGUCAGCAACAAUGUCUACAACAACGAUGGUGAAUGAAAAAGACGGUAAUGGAUCGAUAUGUGAACAAGGACCACAAACGCAUGGAAUUUCACACAUUAUCAGUUUUGAAGGUGGUAUAUGUGAUUACAAGAAUGAUGAGGUAAUGCGUUCUUCUUCUGAUCGAAUGCUUCUUAUGGAUUUAUUAAGGAAUGUGCAACAGUCGACUAUCUCAUGGCGAACAUUGGCAGCUUUACUUGGUGAAAAUAUCUCUACGGCUUGUGCAACUAUACGUGAACAAUCCACAGAAGGUGCAUCUAUAACUUCAUUUUCAUUAAACCAGUCAUCUGUUACAUCUUCUGAUUUCCCUUUAUGUGAUAACGUCUAUACUGUUAAACCAGGGAAUGAAAAUAAUGAUGUUUUUGAAAACCCUUCACGUGAAAGAAGGCGAUGGUUUCCAAGUUUACUUUGUCUUUAUUUACACAGUCGCAUGCGAACAGGAAUGCCAUCAGCAGAUGAUGUGUAUAAACGAAUGAUACGGUUUGAACUUGAACAUUCGCAAAUGAAUACCGCUUGUAUGAGUUUACGUGAUAGUUCAACUAAUGUUCUCUUUUCACCUCUUGUUUUCUCAGCAGAGGCCAGUGCCAGUACUCCCAAUAUUCAACAUUUGAGUAGUUCACAAUCACGAAUUAUUGCUGUGGAAACAAUAGAUAAUAUGACACGAAUUGGUCGUGGAUCAAGUGGGGAAUUAUUCGCCAUGCCGAGACUUGAUACAGGAGAAUUAGUAGCCGUUAAACGUAUCUACAUUACAGAGCAUUCCAGACAACAUGUGGAAAAUGAACUUUCCGUACUUCGACGUAAUAUAUUAUUCAACAACAGUAAUAGCAACAGUAACAGUAAUAUCAUGAGUAACACUACCAGUAAUACGAACAGUAUCACUAACAGAAGAUGUGGUCCCAAUAUAGGAAGGAAUAUCACUCCUUGUCCUUGUAGACGUCUUAUUGCCAAUGAUGAACAUACAGAUAUGGAGGAAGAGACGGAACGUUAUCAAGAUGAAAUGACAGAUGAUAGUGAUUGUGAAGAUGCACGUGCGGUUGUGCGUUGUUAUGAUAUGUUUAUUGAAGGAGGAUGUGCAUUUAUUGUAAUGGAACUUAUGGACAGUGGAAGUAUUAUAGAUGCAUUGAAUGCACGUCGUGGUUGUGGAUUUAAUGAGACAGAGUGCUGUGCGAUUACAUUUCAGGUAUUACACGGUUUACGCUAUUUACAUGAUACCAUUCGCCAAUUACACCGUGAUCUCAAGCCACAUAAUAUUCUUCUUAACCGCAGUACAGGUGCCGUGAAAUUAACAGACUUUGGUCUCUCAUCUAAUCAAUUACAAAGUAUGGGAUUUGAUCAGUGUGGGACUUUUGUGGGUACAUUAGCGUAUAUGUCUCCUGCUCGUGUAGAUGCAGACUCUGUGUAUGGACGCGAAAGUGACUUUUGGAGUCUUGGCAUCUCACUACUGCAAUUGGCAUUGGGGAAAUUACCAUUCACACCGAAUAUUUUUACAAUUGCUGGAUUUCGCACACAACCACCGCGACUCCCUCCUGGAAUACCACAGUAUGAAAGCGGUGAUGAUGAUGAAGAAGAAGAAGAUGAAGAAAAUGAUGAGGAAAAUGAUAGUGAAGAAGAUGAUGAAAAUGAAAACGAUGAUAGCGAUGAGGACCGUAAUGAUAGACAUCCUUUACAUGAUGAUGAGAGUGAUGAUAACAGUGCAGAUGAGAAGAGUAAGUGUAGUGAUGAUGCCUCCUCCAAUACAGGAAUGUUUUCCACUGCAUUUCAGGACUUUGUGGCGGUUCUAAUGCCUGCUGUACAUAAAGGAAGAGAACGACUUACUCCCAUCUCGUUAUCGGAGUAUGCGGACUCUGUGCGAUCGUGUGCACAGACAUUUUCACAGCAGCCCAAUGGAGUAUCUUCACACAUUGGCUGUAAUGAGAAUGAAAAAGAGAGAGAUGAUGAGAAUGACCAUGGAUGUCCUUUUUACACUGUUACUACUGACGUUACGGCUUUUAAUCAUAAUCCUAAUAGGACUAGUACUACUACUAAUAAUAAUAAUAAUAAUGAUAAUAAUGAUAGCGAUAAUAAUACUAAUAAUAAUACUAAUAAUAAUAAUAAUAAUAAUAAUAAUAAUAAUAAUAAUAAUAAUAAUAAUAAUAAUAGUGACAGUAGUAAUCAUGACAGUACCAUUACCAGUAUUACUAGUAACUAUAGUGGUAAUGCUGCUAAUGCCAAUACCAAUUCAAAUACCAAUCCUCAUCAUAAGAUUAAUGGUGAUAAGAAUACAGCGGUACCUUUUAAACACCAUUCCACUAUCCCCUCAACGGUGAGUUUCCCCACUAUGGAUACUCUCUGUUCCUCCUCUCCAACUGCCCAACAAGACUUUCUCCACGCCGUCACUCCCCCUCAACAACAAUUACAAUUACAAUUACAAGAAGAAGAAGAAGAAGAGAGUGAAGAUGAUGAAGAGGUGCCACGAUUGACGUUGUCAACAUCCUCCGCCUCAUCUGCACAGGCAUCUGUGGAGUUGACGGCAACGGCACUAUUGCAGCACCCGUGGCUGCACGGCAUGACGUGGGAGAAGAGCGCCGGCAUCAUUUCCCGCAUAUCGCUGGAGCCCACAUCUCCACAGAGAAGGAGAAAUACAAAGAAGAACAGUAAUAAGAAGAACAGUAAUAAGAAGAAUGAUAAGAAUGAGAAGAGAUUAAAUGUGGAGGAAGCGAUAGAAGUGGAAAAGAGAAGGGGAAAGGAAUGCAAGGAUACCGCCAAGGUUGGGUUUCGCUCUGCAGAGAUGCGGGUCUGCACAAGUGAAGCGUGA